UUUACAAGGAAAUACUGAGCCAUUAAUCCGUAACGUCAUGACCCUUAAGUCAUGUUCUCCUAUAGUUGGUGUCGAUGCGAUGUCCUUUGAUACAGAAAGAGAAGUCUUGCUAGCUUGGAGGGUGGUACUGAAAGAAAAUCUAGUUCUAACAUUAUUUAGGGAUGAGUAUAUACUUCUGCAUGAGGAAUAUCAGCUCUAUGUUCUACCCAGAAUUUUGGAAUCAAAGAGGACGGCAAAAUCUGGACGCACCAAGCAAAAAGAAGCAAAUUUGGAAUAUAGUGUUGCAAAGCAGGUUGAAAAAAUGAUUAGGUAUGACCCUUUUAUUCUUCUUCUUUAAGCAGUUAUUUAAUUUUCUUGCUCUGUUAGGCUCUGAUCUGAUAUGUGUGCUGAUUAUUGCUAUUCAUAUAUGGACUAAACAAGUCUCUCAACUCAGUAUGCUUGGGCUUUUGUUGGCUUAUCAGUCACAGAAGUGAUCACUGCAAGCAUAACAGUUGUUAUAGGUCCUUUCUUUCAUUCUCUCUCUCUCUCUCUGACCAUUUCUAAAUGUUGAUGUUUGUCUGUGUUGCUCUUAUAGAUAUUGAAUUUUUUGCUUCUGUUGCGAUCUUUAAUGGUGAUAGGAACAACCUUGAAUUGCUUUUUAGACAGUAGAAUUAAUAGAGCCGAGAUCCUUUUCCCUGGUGUGGCUGCUUCUUGGUUGCAAUUUGCCUUGCUUCUACUAUCCACUCAUCUAUUGCAGCUGAUAAUAAAGAAAAGCUUGAAGGUUUUUAAUCUAAAGAGGGGUAUGUUUCAUUCAUUAAAUGUUAAGGUUAUCAAAGAAUUAUCUUGUUUCCAGGUGACAUUCUUCUUUCUUUUUAUUAGAAAGAGUUAUUUUCACUUUAUUUUAGUUUUAUUGUAGAAAUUGGGCUAAACCUUAUAUUAAAGAUGCUAAAGAAGUUUCCAGGUGCAUUUUUAUUUUAUUGUUUUUCUUUAUGAUUUUGUUGUAUAAGAAGUCAAAGUGUGAUUCUGUUUUUAUUCUUUAAUUUUUUUGGGGAUAUAUUGACAGAAUUUAGAGUUCUGGAAUCAAUUCUUCCUCACAUACAUUUUGAUCAUUGAGAAUGAUAUAUUUGUUAUCUUGAUACAUUUCACAAGCCUUGUUUUAAGUUACAUGUUUUGUUGCUUCAGUCGUUGUUUUGCAUGGUAGUACAUCUUCCUAUACCCUACUGUUUCGUCAAGUUUUGGAGUUAUUACAAAUUUAAUUUAAACUGUAUAUGCUUACAGGUGGAAACUAGCUUAAGUCUUGAGUUCUUAAUAAUAAAAUGACUUUUUUUUUACAAUGUUCAAGUAUAUUGAGAUGAUAUCUUUAGAGCAAUUCUUGACAAAAUUUGUA
This is a messenger RNA of Humulus lupulus (European hop), 1366 nucleotides long. Its product is annotated as probable protein NAP1. NCBI's taxonomy places the organism in Eukaryota, Viridiplantae, Streptophyta, Magnoliopsida, Rosales, Cannabaceae. Gene Ontology annotation, cellular component: SCAR complex. The transcript is spliced from 3 exons. The coding region runs from base 38 to 337 and encodes 99 amino acids. The record is from RefSeq and is a predicted model, not a curated record. Gene Ontology annotation, biological process: cell morphogenesis; cortical actin cytoskeleton organization; cell migration.